CGUCAUAGGGGCUGGCCUUGGACACCAAACAGCAGCCACGCGAGGCCACAGGCUGCAGGUGCCAGUCUAUCAUAGUGCACCGCAAACUCCACACGCAGCACGAGAGGGAGGAAACAGAGCAUAUUGUAUAAGUAAUAAAAUGAAUGUUUUAUGUUGUUUCUUAGCAUGUGAAUCACAGUCGGUACUUUUAACCUUUCGUAGACAGUGCAUCACUGUCAUCUAGAGUAAAACAGGAAUAUGAAAAUAUGGAAUAAGUCACUUCUGUCUGCUGUCUAACUGCCAGCUUUAUUCAUUCAUUGAUUAAACAAGUGCAGAAUCGCAUGUCACAUGCGCGAAUGCAUUUCAAAGCCCUGCGGCCACCGAUCCAAAGUUCCAAACCCAUGGUGCGCCUAAUGCGCAUGUGCGGAAGAGCAGAAAGAACUCGGGAGUCCAGUGCCGAGAGCUGCCGGCUGCUGGGAGGCAGUACUUGUGUGUGCGUCCGUGCGACUGUCCGUCUGUCCUUUGGCAAAGGUCUUCGCUCAUCUCCCAGACAGAUUUGUCCUGGCGUUAAAAGAAGCUGCUUUAGUUCAGUGCCUUGAAGGACAGGCCCCAGGUUACUCCAGUUUUAGGACAAUGGUUGUCAUCUGAAAAUAAUCCAUGAUGAAGCAGAGAGUGACAGCAGGACAGAGGUGGAGUCACACAGUGAAAAGAGCAGGCUGGCCACAGACCUCCCUCUUCUGAGGAACCCCUCCUAAUGGCCAGCGGAGGAAGUACUGAAGAUGACACCCCGCAGCAGACGAAGAUCUGCCAGUUCAAGCUAGUGCUGCUGGGAGACAUGGCAGUGGGCAAAUCCAGCCUGGUUUUGCGGUUCGUGAAGGGCCAUUUUGACGAGUUCCAGGAGACCACUAUAGGAGCUGCAUUUCUGGCACAGUCAGUAUGUCUAGAUGACACAACCAUCAAGUUUGAGAUUUGGGACACGGCAGGACAGGAGCGCUAUCACAGCCUGGCUCCCAUGUAUUACCGAGGUGCUCAGGCUGCCAUCGUGGUGUUCGACAUCACCAAACCGGAGACCUUUGAGCGGGCCAAGGCUUGGGUGAAGGAGCUCCAAAGGCAGGCCAGCCCCAGCAUCGUUAUCGCCCUGGCGGGGAACAAAGCUGACCUGGCGGACCGGCGCAUGGUGGAGUACGAGGAGGGUCAGGCCUACUCGGAAGAUGCUGGCCUGCUGUUCAUGGAGACUUCCGCAAAGACCGCCAUGAAUGUCAAUGAGCUGUUCCUGGCUAUUGCCAAGAAGAUGCCAAAGAUGGACACCCAGAACCCCACACAUGCUGCUUGGCACAGGGGGGUAAACCUUCAGGAGCCGAACGGCCAGUCUUCCUGGGGCUGCUGUGCUAGCUAAUGUGGCUGUACUUCAGAGCACUGCAGAGCACUGCUCCAGACCCCAAGCCUGCUGCACCCUGUUGGCGAUCCCGAGUGGCUGGGAAUGCUGUCUUUGGGAAGCAAGUGGAAGAAAGUGGCAGAAAUUCCAAAGGACAAUAAGAAAAUAAAAUGUCCCGCUAUUUUGUAUAUUAUCUAGCGCCAUUGGGAGGUUUUAAGUGGUGAGGGACAAAAUGAUGCCUUGUGAACCAUCUGCUGUAUGUUUUGACCCCACUAGAUGGUGCUCUUGCUUUGCUUAGGGGUAUCCUUUGUGUUCUUUUUUUGAAAAGAAAGCGCCAUCUAGUAAUGGGAUCAAAAAAUACAGCAAAUGGUCCACAAAGCAUCAUUUUUUCCAUCACUAGUUCUAAGUAUGUAAAAUUAAGUAACAGCCUUUUUUAAAAAAAAAAAUACGAAGCACUGCUGAUGAGUGACAGAGGUGGAGGGAACGUUGUAUAGUUUUAGUCCAGGUGAUGGAGUACAAGGAGAAGGCAUCAAGGUGGCUGAAACUCUGGUUAGUUUAAAGUCUUAUUGGUUGCUCUCACUAUAUGAAGGACCCGUCAGGGGUACCCCGUUACCUGCAUCAGACACUGAGUCAAGCUAGACACAUUUAAAAUACCUGUUUGUGAGUCUCCCGAUCUCUUCCACCUCUUCUACUAGUUGAUGAGGUGAAAGCCUGACCCCCCCAUGCAGAACAUAGCUACAGCAUUCCUGGAGGACUGCACUGUCGGCCUCCAGUGCUGGUUCUGACCCUGUCCCUUCCAAGUCAUGGUUAUGUGUGUCCAUAUGGAUCUACAUGCUUCUGUCUAUCAGCUUCUAUGCAUCUUCUCCUUUUGGAAUGUUAAUUUACAGUGACAUUAUAUAUGAUACUGUGUGAAUAUUAUAACUAUAUUAUUAUAAUACUAAUAUAAUAAGCAAUAUUGAAUAAAGCAGAGAAUUGUAUUGUUCUAUAUUUUUUAAGGUGAUCGGGUUGGGUGACAUGCAUUUUGUCCACCGAUCCAGUCA
Molecule: messenger RNA, 2394 nt
Organism: Paramormyrops kingsleyae
Lineage: Eukaryota; Metazoa; Chordata; Actinopteri; Osteoglossiformes; Mormyridae
Source: RefSeq, a predicted model, not a curated record